GUAAGCGGGGCCGGCUCAGUGCGGUGCGGCAGGCGCGGCUGUGCGGCAGCGGAAGUCCUUUGUUGCAGCACAGUCCCUGGCAGAGCCAGAACCUCUCCGCGCAGCCCAGCCCGAGCGCCCGCGCUUCGCCGCCACUGCAGCUCGCGGCCCCGUCGCCUCCGCCCGCCUUUCCCGUGGCUGAUUUGCCUUAAACUCCCUAAAAUCUCCGCAACCUCGGUUCCCGCUGUGGCCGAAACUGAUCUGAAGAUAUACAAUCCAGAGUGUUUGGAGAGGUUACCUCUGGGAAGAGGUAUGCAGCCUAAGGUCUCUAAUUAAUGAAGAUGGCAAAGCCCAGCCACAGCAGCUACGUUCUUCAGCAGCUAAACAACCAAAGGGAAUGGGGCUUUCUCUGUGACUGCUGUAUUGCAAUUGAUGACAUUUACUUUCAAGCGCACAAAGCUGUUCUAGCUGCUUGUAGCUCCUAUUUUAGAAUGUUUUUCAUGAACCAUCAGCAUAGUACUGCACAACUGAAUCUCAGCAACAUGAAAAUUAGUGCUGAGUGUUUUGAUCUCAUUUUGCAAUUUAUGUAUUUAGGGAAAAUUAUGACAGCUCCCUCCAGUUUUGAGCAGUUUAAAGUGGCAAUGAAUUACCUACAGCUGUACAAUGUUCCUGACUGCUUGGAAGACAUACAGGAUGCAGAUUGUUCUAGUUCAAAAUGCUCAUCUUCUGCUUCUAGCAAACAGAACAGCAAAAUGAUAUUUGGGGUAAGAAUGUAUGAAGAUACUGUGGCUAGAAAUGGCAAUGAAGCCAAUAGGUGGUGUGCAGAGCCAAGUUCAACAGUUAAUACACCACAUAACAGAGAGCCUGAUGAAGAGUCUUUACAAUUGGGUAAUUUUCCUGAACCACUAUUUGAUGUAUGUAAAAAAAGCUCUGUGUCCAAAUUAUCUACUCCAAAAGAACGUGUGUCACGACGCUUUGGACGAAGUUUUACCUGUGAUAGUUGUGGAUUUGGCUUUAGCUGUGAAAAAUUAUUAGAUGAGCAUGUGCUAACCUGUACUAACAGACAUUCGUAUCAAAACACGAGAUCCUAUCACAGAAUAGUAGAUGUUCGAGAUGGAAAAGACAGUAGUAUCAAGGCUGAAUUUGGUGAAAAGGAUUCUCCUAAGACAUUUUCUGCACAGACAGACAAAUAUAGAGGAGACACAAGCCAGGCUGCUGAUGAUUCGACUUCAACCACUGGAAGCAGAAAGAGUAGCACAGUGGAGUCUGAACUAGCCAGUGAAGAAAAAAGCAGAGCUGCUGAGAGGAAAAGAAUCAUUAUCAAGAUGGAGCCAGAAGAUAUUCCUACAGAUGAACUGAAAGACUUUAACAUUAUUAAAGUUACUGAUAAAGAUUGUAAUGAAUCCACUGACAACGAUGAAUUAGAAGAUGAACCUGAAGAGCCUUUUUAUAGAUACUAUGUUGAAGAAGAUGUGAGUAUUAAAAAAAGUGGUAGGAAAACGCUAAAACCUCGGAUGUCAAUAAAUGCUGAUGAAAGAGGUGGUUUAGAAAAUAUGAGGGCUCCUAACAACAGCAGUCCAGUACAAGAAGAUACUGAAAAUGCAUCUUGUGAGCUGUGUGGACUCACAAUAACUGAGGAGGACCUGUCAUCUCAUUAUUUAGCCAAACACAUUGAAAAUAUCUGUGCAUGUGGUAAAUGUGGACAAAUACUUGUGAAGGGUAGACAACUUCAGGAACAUGCUCAAAGAUGUGGAGAACCCCAAGAUCUGACAAUGAAUGGGUUAGGAAAUACUGAGGAGAAAAUGGACAUGGAAGAGAAUCCUGAUGAGCAGUCUGAAAUAAGAGAUAUGUUUGUUGAAAUGUUGGAUGAUUUUAGGGACAAUCACUUCCAGAUAAACAGUAUCCAAAAAAAGCAGUUAUUUAAACAUUCUGCCUGUCCUUUUCGGUGUCCUAAUUGUGGCCAGCGUUUUGAAACUGAAAAUCUAGUGGUUGAACAUAUGUCUAGCUGCCUAGAACAAGAUAUGUUUAAGAGUGCCAUCAUGGAAGAAAAUGAAAGAGAUCACAGACGAAAGCAUUUUUGUAAUCUGUGUGGAAAAGGAUUUUAUCAGCGGUGUCACCUAAGAGAACACUAUACUGUUCAUACGAAGGAAAAACAGUUUGUGUGCCAGACAUGUGGAAAGCAGUUUUUAAGAGAACGUCAGUUGCGACUGCACAAUGAUAUGCACAAAGGCAUGGCCAGGUAUGUCUGUUCCAUUUGUGAUCAAGGAAACUUCAGAAAACAUGACCAUGUACGGCAUAUGAUUUCUCAUUUAUCUGCUGGUGAGACUAUAUGCCAGGUCUGCUUUCAGAUAUUCCCAAAUAAUGAACAGUUGGAACAGCACAUGGAUGUUCAUCUGUAUACAUGUGGAAUAUGUGGAGCAAAAUUUAAUUUGAGGAAAGAUAUGAGAUCACAUUAUAAUGCCAAGCAUUUGAAAAGAACAUAAGUCAUUUUCUACUGUACUAAUGUUUAGUUGCUAGCAGACAGAACACCAAAGCAAAGGAUAUGAGCUAUUUAGAAAUUGAUUUACUAAGAUGAAUUGUUGAAAAAAAAUUUCAAGGCCCUUUUACUUUAAGUAUUUUUGUUUAGGAUCUUAAGUAUCUAUAUUUUAGGUGUUAUUAAAUGUUUAUCAUUUUUGUUUUUUCUUAAUAGAAUUCUUUGUUUUUAGUUUGUUUUAGCUAUUAUUAAAAUUACUUUUAAAUGUAGACUACAAGUGGUUGUUACCCCUUUCAUGACUAUUAAACUUUAGUUUCUUAUCAAUAAGGUGAUGACUUCACUAUUUCUAUUUUUUUUAACGUUAUUCUGUGAAAUUUUAAAUCCAACAUUAUUGGCCAUUCCUGUUUAAAUUUAAAACAAUUUUUUAAAAAAGUAAUUAGUUAUUUGAAUCUAUCCCAUUCACUUUUAACUUUUUUUUUUUUUCCCAAGCUAAACAGUGACUUAAUCACUGUUUAUUCCUCUUUCUUAUCAGUGAAAUUCACAUUCUUAUUAGGCAGGUUAGGUGCACUGAAUCUAACCUUGAAAGUUGACAUGGGCUCAAACUUGGCCUAAAAAGAUGGAUGGACCUAAGGAAAUUCCUAUAAAUG
Molecule: messenger RNA, 3099 nt
Organism: Pteronotus mesoamericanus
Lineage: Eukaryota; Metazoa; Chordata; Mammalia; Chiroptera; Mormoopidae
Gene: ZBTB1
Product: zinc finger and BTB domain containing 1
Exons: 3
Coding region: 315-2462 (715 amino acids)
Biological process (GO): regulation of transcription by RNA polymerase II
Cellular component (GO): nucleus
Molecular function (GO): protein binding; DNA-binding transcription factor activity, RNA polymerase II-specific
Source: RefSeq, a predicted model, not a curated record